AGUAAGAUUUACAAAUUUAACAAUUUCACCGGCCUCCUUCCUUCCUUCCCCCAAAAAAACUCUGCAACUGAGCUCCACAAUUUAUACAGCCGCUAAGGUUUAACGAAAACUAGGGUUUUAGUCAUCAAUGGCUGCCGGCGAAGAACAGGCAAACAAAGCUCACAGGUCUCGCCAAGCUGGCCCUAAAAAACGAAGCAAAAACAAAAAGAAGAAAUCAUCCAAUGCUUCUGAUGACAACAACAAAAACAAUCCUGCUCAAAACCCUAAGGCUUUUUCUUUCCGUUCAAAUGUGAAAGCUAAGCGAUUACAUUCACGUACUGUGGAGAAAGAGCAGCGUAAACUUCAUAUUCCGACUAUUGAUCGUAACGUUGGUGAUCCUCCGCCGUUUGUUGUAGUUGUUCAUGGUCCUCCACAGGUAGGAAAGUCCUUGCUGAUUAAAUGUCUUGUGAAACAUUACACCAAGCACAAUUUGCCUGAUGUUCGUGGUCCGAUUACUAUUGUAUCAGGUAAACAAAGGCGUCUUCAGUUUGUGGAGUGCCCAAAUGAAAUUAAUGCAAUGAUUGAUUGUGCGAAGUUUGCUGACUUGGCUCUACUUCUAAUUGAUGGAAGUUAUGGUUUUGAAAUGGAAACUUUUGAGUUUUUGAAUGCUAUGCAAGUUCAUGGAUUUCCAAAAGUUAUGGGCGUCCUUACCCACCUAGAUAAGUUCAAGGAUGUCAAAAAAUUGAGAAAGACAAAGCAGCGUCUCAAACAUCGUUUUUGGACUGAAAUAUAUGAUGGUGCCAAACUAUUUUAUUUAUCUGGUCUCAUUUAUGGAAAGUACCAUAAACGUGAAAUUCAUAAUCUUGCCAAAUUUAUCUCGGUUAUGAAAUUUCAUCCAUUAUCUUGGCGAACUGCUCAUCCUUAUGUGUUAGCAGAUCGUUUUGAAGAUGUCACUCCACCCGAGAAAGUUCAGUUGAACAAAAAAUGUGACAGGAAUGUCACGAUAUAUGGAUAUUUGCGUGGUUGUAAUUUAAAGAAGGGUACUAAAGUUCAUAUUGCUGGUGUUGGUGAUUAUAGCUUGGCCAGUAUUACAAGUUUGGCUGAUCCAUGUCCUUUACCUUCAGCUGCUAAAAAGAAAGGAUUGCGUGAAAAGGAAAAAUUAUUUUAUGGUCCAAUGUCUGGUGUUGGUGAUCUCCUUUAUGACAAAGAUGCUGUAUAUAUAAAUAUAAAUGAUCAUUUAGUUCAAUUCUCUAAAGGAGCGGAUGAAAAUGGCAGCACUGCACGUAAAGGAAAACAUGAUGUUGGUGUGGAUUUGGUAAAACAACUUCAAGAAGUCAAGUAUUCAAUUGAUGAACAGUUGCAGAAAAGCUUUAUCAAUCUUUUCAGUCAGAAAAAACAACACGAAGCUAACGAACGAUUUCUUGAAGAUGGUGAAACUGCUGGAUCUGAAAAAGAAAGUGACGAUGCUGAUGUGAAUAGUUCAGAAUCAUCAGAUGAUACAGAUGCUGAAGCAGAUGACACUCUGGUGAGUCAAGGAGAUGAUUCUGGACAACAGGAUUUGAAAAACACUUUUAAGGAACAGGUCGAGUUCAGUGAUGGUAGGAUCAGAAGGAAAGCAAUAUUUGGGAAUCAUGAUAUGGAUGAAGAUGAUGACGAAGGUGAUAGCGAUGGGGAGGAGGAUGAUCAAGACCAUGAACCAGCUUCUGGUGCAGAUUUUUCUACAGAUGAUGGGCCUGAUGAAGAUACGGAAAUGGAAGAAGACAUGGGAAAUUCUUCCAAAUGGAGGGAAUCAUUGUUGAGUCGAACAAUGUCCAAACAAACUACAAAUCUCAUGCAACUUGUGUAUGGAAAAUCCUCUGCUAACCUGGCAUCUGAUAUUAGUGAACUGCAAGGAAGCAGUGAUGAUGAUAGUGAAGACGAUGAAUUCUUCAAACCAAAGGGAGAGGGAGCCAAGAGGCUGAAUGAUAGUCUUGGUGCUGAUGAUGUCAAUGCUGAUGAUUGUUCAAAAUUCGUCAGCAAUUUGAGUUUCAAGAAUUGGAAAGAUGAUACUGUUGUACAAAGCAUUCGAGACCGUUUUGUCACUGGUGAUUGGUCAAAAGCUGCCCAAAGAGCUAAGGCCCCUGAGGCUGGUGGCAAUGAUGAUGAUGUGUACGGUGAUUUUGAAGAUAUAGAAAUGGGCGAAGAGGACAGUGGGACGCAGAAAGAAGAUGAUGCAACAAUCAACGAACGCAAGUUUAAAAAGCUUGCUCUUCGUGCAAAGUUUGAUGCUCAAUAUGAUGGAUCUGAAUUACCUGAUGAAGAUAUCAAUGAGGAAGAUGGGGCUAAAGGUGAUCGUAGCAAGGCAAAUGAGAGUGGGUUUUAUGAGAAGUUGAAAGAGGAAGUAGAACUUCAAAAGCAAAGGAAUAUAGCUGAGCUCAAUGAUCUAGAUGAAGAUACAAGAAUAGAGAUCGAGGGUUUUAGAACAGGGACUUAUGUCAGAUUGGAAAUCCAAGCUGUACCAUGUGAGAUGGUCGAGUAUUUUGAUCCAAGUCGCCCUAUACUUGUUGGAGGCAUUAGCCUUAUGGAAGAGAAUGAAGGAUACAUGCAGGUCAGGUUAAAGCGACAUAGAUGGCACAAAAAAGUUCUAAAAACUAGGGAUCCUAUAAUUGUAUCUAUAGGAUGGAGGCGUUAUCAGACAAUACCUGUUUAUGCAAUUGAGGACCGCGAUAGUCGGGUUCGUAUGCUGAAGUAUACUCCUGAGCACAUGCAUUGUCUUGCAAUGUUUUAUGGCCCUCUUGCACCCCCGAACACAGGAGUUGUUGCUAUACAGAACCUAUCUAACAAUCAGGCAUCAUUUAGAAUUACAGCAACUGCUGUUGUACUAGAGUUCAACCAUGCAGUCCAGAUAAAGAAGAAAAUUAAAUUUACUGGUCAACCUUGCAAGAUAUACAAGAAAACAGCAUAUAUUAAGGAUAUGUUUACUUCAGAUCUUGAAAUAGCAAAAUAUGAAGGUGUAACUGUUCGUACUGUUAGUGGAAUUCGUGGACAAGUGAAGAAGGCUGCAAAGGAAAUGCUUGGCAAUAAAUCAAACAAACAUGACAUUCCAUCAAAGGGAGGGAUUGCAAGAUGCACAUUUGAGGACAAGAUCCUUAUGAGUGAUGUUGUGUUCUUCACAACAUGGGCUACUGUGGAUGUUCCAAAAUUUUUCAAUCCAUUGACAACAGCCUUGCAACCUCGUGACCUAACAUGGCAAGGAAUGAAAACUGUCGCUGAAUUGAGGAGAGAACAGAAUCUUCCGGUUCCUGUUAACAAGGAUUCAUUGUACAAGCCAAUUGAGAGAAAACCAAGAAAAUUUAACCCAUUGGUCAUCCCCAAGUCACUGCAACAAGCACUCCCAUUUGCUUCAAAGCCCAAAGAUAUUCCUAAGAGAAGGCGUGGACUUCUUGAAGAAAGGAGAGCUGUUGUUGCUGAACCUCAUGAGAGGAGAACCCAGAAGCUAAUUCAGCAUCUUCAGCUUAUUCGGCAUAAUAAGGAGAAGAAGCGAAAACAGAAAGAGGAAGAAAAGAGGAAGGCAUAUACAGCUCAAAAGGCAAAAGAAGAGCUGGUGUCAAGAAAACGGCAGAGGGAAGAACGCCGGGAAAGAUAUCGUUUGCAGGAAAAACAAAAGAAGAGGAUGCGAAGUACGGCAGAAGACUGAGUUAACACAAGUGAGUUUAGCAUAAACAUUUGUGUUGACAAAUGUCGGUCAUUUUUACUCGUCAUACCGAAAAAUUAUACCUUGUGUUGUAGUCUCUAGGGAUUAUGGGGAUUGUUGUUUUCUAGGACAAAUAGAGAAAUUUUGUUUUUAUUUCCUGUAUGUAAGUAGCAAGUUAAAUAUAGGGCAAUUUUGCAAUAGUCAUCUGUUUUGUGAAUUAGAAUGUUCAUUUUAUUUGAAGCAUGCACGAAUGACUACUAAACUUGUAAAAUUUCGCAUUUUAACACAAUAGUGAAGUAAACUUAUCGGGCUUA
Molecule: messenger RNA, 3966 nt
Organism: Amaranthus tricolor (Joseph's coat)
Lineage: Eukaryota; Viridiplantae; Streptophyta; Magnoliopsida; Caryophyllales; Amaranthaceae
Product: ribosome biogenesis protein bms1
Exons: 18
Coding region: 128-3655 (1175 amino acids)
Biological process (GO): endonucleolytic cleavage of tricistronic rRNA transcript (SSU-rRNA, 5.8S rRNA, LSU-rRNA); ribosome biogenesis; maturation of SSU-rRNA from tricistronic rRNA transcript (SSU-rRNA, 5.8S rRNA, LSU-rRNA)
Cellular component (GO): nucleus; 90S preribosome
Molecular function (GO): U3 snoRNA binding; GTPase activity; GTP binding
Source: RefSeq, a predicted model, not a curated record